CCGAUAUUUAUAAACCAAUAUUUCUAGCUAAUGUAUCUCACUUCGUUUCGUCUCAUAAGUCAUAAACCCUGCUGCGUGCAACUCUCUCUCGUGUUUUUCACGAAAAACCCUAGCCCCUUUCUUUUCCAUCUCUAUCAACACAAAUCAACGACGCAUAAACGAUGACAGGAGAAACAGUUAAUCCAAAAGCUUACCCUUUGGCUGAUGCCCAGCUUACAAUAACAAUAAUGGAUCUUGUUCAGCAAGCUGCUAAUUACAAGCAGCUCAAAAAGGGUGCCAAUGAAGCAACUAAGACACUUAACAGGGGUAUUUCUGAGUUCGUUGUGAUGGCAGCAGAUACUGAACCUCUUGAGAUUCUUCUUCAUCUUCCUUUACUUGCUGAAGAUAAGAAUGUUCCCUAUGUAUUCGUCCCAUCAAAACAAGCCCUUGGACGAGCAUGUGGUGUGACCAGGCCAGUAAUUGCGUGUUCUGUGACAACUAAUGAGGGAAGUCAACUGAAAUCUCAAAUACAGCAACUAAAGGAUGCUAUUGAGAAGUUAUUAAUCUGAAAAAUGGAUUUCGGUAUGACGGGCUUCUUGAGUUUGCUGACUGCUCCUUUUGAGGCUUUGACUGGACUAGUUGUGUUCAACUGGGAAAGGUGCUUUAUAUGUAAAACUACAUUAAUAUCUAUGUCUACUGUUUGAAGAUUGAAAGUGCAAUUUUAAGUUGGUGCGUGUGCAAUGCUUUGAACUGGUGUAUUAUAAGCUGUUUCAAUGUUAGUCUUUUGGUUUAUAUUAAAAAGCGUGUAGACGCCCCGAUUUGCUACAAACUAACAUAAGUAAUUCUUCAUCUUUCUUUGCUACA
Molecule: messenger RNA, 843 nt
Organism: Cicer arietinum (chickpea)
Lineage: Eukaryota; Viridiplantae; Streptophyta; Magnoliopsida; Fabales; Fabaceae
Biological process (GO): ribosome biogenesis
Cellular component (GO): nucleolus; ribonucleoprotein complex
Molecular function (GO): RNA binding
Source: RefSeq, a predicted model, not a curated record